Messenger RNA from Bradysia coprophila, 1663 nucleotides. Its product is annotated as zinc finger C4H2 domain-containing protein-like. NCBI's taxonomy places the organism in Eukaryota, Metazoa, Arthropoda, Insecta, Diptera, Sciaridae. The record is from RefSeq and is a predicted model, not a curated record.
UUUUUAGUCAACAAUAAAACUGUCUCAAAAAUGAGUAGUUAUGGUCUGAACAGUCAGCUUGUUCCCCUUAGAAGUCAAUUUUUGUUUGUUUUUAGAUUCAACACUGUGAAGGAUAUUUUUUUUCCGAUCAAUGAAACGAUCCGAAAGAGAGUGACCUAAUAUCUUGAGUUUGUUAAAUUAGAAAAUUUAGAUAAUUUUAUUCAAAGUAUUUUUUACUCUGUUUUAAACGUUGCUAUUCUCAAUUUCAAGACAAAAAAAAUGAAUUUAAAAGAGUUUAUUGUCGUCGUGGUGUUAGUGCUCAACAAAAAAUGGUCUGUGGGCCUUUCACACACGGACUCUAAUGAACUACGAGCUGAAAUCGGAGAAUUCGAGAUUACAUCAAAUGGGAAAAGUUUCGACGUUGACGGAAUCUUAAGGUGGACAGAAGUGGGACGCGAUCUUUUGAAAGCAGCGAUAUCGACAGACAGCGAAACUAUAAUCACAGUCGCUAAGACUUUGAGCAAUGCCAUACCAUAUAUUGGUGAUAUAAUGAACAUGUUAAUAGACAUUAUGUCCAGCUCAAAUGGAUAUGAAGAAAUCAAGUAUGAAUUCCAGAAAAUGGACAGUCACCUUUUCGCCAUUGAAAAUAAGAUAGACGCUUUGUCACAACAUGUUACUGCUACAAGUAUUCUUUCUUAUUACAAGUCGCAAGCGCAGGUCAUCAAUGUGAUUCAAAAGUCGUAUGAACGAUAUCUCCACACAAACACACCCAUAAACAUGCUUGAAUUGAUCGACAACUGCAAACGGAAUAAAAUAAUAAAUUUCAUUUAUUACGUGCACGCAGAGUUAACAGAUUCUACGACUCUCCCACUUAUGACUGUGAUGAAAGAUGACAAUAAUUUGAGGAACUUUCAGCUUUGGAUGAAGAUGUUGAUUGGCAGCAUGUCCCAAAGCAUGAUGCUGCACUCCAUAUGCAUGUCUGUCCAAUAUCUGAACGACACAAGCUUUAAUGAGACAAUUGACGGUGACAUCUCAUAUCUCAAGAAUGUGUCAGACAUUAUGCUGAAAGUGGUCAAGGAUGGCACCAAUGAUAUCAAGCGAGACUUCUUUGAGACGGCAAAAACGGAGAUUCUUUCGUAUGCUUAUGCUAAUCAGGUGAUGAACCAUUCAAAAUUUUCGAAUAAGGUAUGGCAUAAGCUGGUGAAAAAGUACUUCUGGAGACAUUGGUUUGUAUUAAGCUAUGAUAUGGAGAGAGUAGGUGCAGGAAACCACUGGGUAGCAUUUGCGGGUAAAUAUGUCUAUGCAUGGUUCAGAACAAGUAAUAGAAAUUUGAACGUGGUAAACACAAACAACAACGACUAUAGCAUAGAAGAGAAGCUUAACACAUGUAUGGAAAAGAAGGAAUGGAGCAUUGUUGAGGUCACCGAACAUGGUUCUGACAUGUGCGAGUGGGUUUACGAUUACCUUGACGAUUGUAUUGGGAAUGUCAACGGGAAGGCCGUGAUCAAUUUUCAAACUGAAUACAGUGCAGAUUGGUCGGAGGGAAUAGCGGCCCGUUACAGCGUAUAUUCACCGCGGGCGCAAGGAUUUAAUGUGUUUGCGGUUGCGCCCGAAAAGUGACGAAUCAAGAUCACUCAAAACACUUGUAUCAAUUUUCACAGAUCAAUAAAAUGAUCAAAGAUUC